GUUAAAGAAUUGGGUUUAUUUGUGUUUAACGCCGCUUUUAAAGUGUUAAUAAUCGUUUUUAACUUGUGUAUUAGUGACUCUUUAUUGGUGUUAGUGGAUUUGCUUUUGGUUAUUUGAAGACAUGGAACCGAGCAUUCUAUGGAAUAUUCACAAUUCUCCUCCGUGCGCAAGUGGCCGGAAAAUCGAUCGAUACGUCUUCACGUGCUACAUGCCACGAUGCAGCAGCACCACCACCACAACGACAUCCUGCAGAGGUACCCCGAGGUGCUGGUGUCGCUGAGGAGGGCCCGCUGCUGCAGGAGGCUGCUGCGGAGCGCCAAGGGCCGCCUCAAGAAGGAGAAGCUGUGCGUGAGGCGGCUUCAGAGCGCGCUUUUCGACGCGAUGGACGCCAGCAGGAACGUGGAGCUUUUUACCUGCCCGCUCUGCAGGAGUGUGCUCAAAGGACCCGUCACCGUGGAGUGUGGACACACGUUCUGUUACGGGUGUUUGCAGGAGAAUUGUGACGUUUGUGGGAUUUGUGACACGGAAAUCACAGCCAACAGGUGUGUCAAUGUCCUGGUGCAGGACCUUGUCGACAAGUGGAGAGAUACGAAUAAAAUUGCAGAAAACACAAUCCCCAACACCACCGACAUUCUAGGCAUCCAACCCCGCUACCACCUCCGUUCCGGCUUUGCAGGUUUACAAAUCAGCGACGAAAACACGAGAAGUAUUAGAACAAUGCCCAACAUUUUCGCAAAAUCAAACCGAAAAUUUGCCACUGCGAUACGAAACGCCUUCAAAGAAGCCGAAACGAUCAAAGAUACAGCCAUCAAAAACUGCUGGAACACUAUAACAGCAACCGACUUGGAAUGCAUCCUUUGUAGUCGCUGUAUUUUCGAUCCCAUUACCACGGCUUGCGGACACACGUUUUGCAAGGGUUGUUUGACCCGGGUUUUGGACCAUGGACUGUCUUGCCCCCUCUGUAUGGCGUCGUUGAGCCUGAAGGACUAUUCCCGAGGGAUCACUGUGGUCCUGGACCAGGCCAUCAGGUUCCUGCUCCCGAGGGAACACAAUGAACGGCUUUUAAUCGACUUGAAGGAGGCGCAAAUGCUCAAUCGAAAUUCUGAUAUUCCUGUAUUUAUUUGCACGAAUGCGUUCCCCGGAGUGGCGUGCCCUUUGUACGUGUACGAGCCUCGGUACCGCCUCCUGGUGCGGAGGUGUUUGUUGUCGCCGACGCGCCGUUUUGCAAUGGCUGCGAAGGAAGACAGUGGAGAGAAGUUUGUUUCGUAUGGAACAGUUUUGGAAGUGAAAGAUGCCGUUUCGUUGGAGGAUGGCAGUUUUAUUUUGACUACGGUGGGAGUGCGGAGGUUUCGCGUCCUGAGUCGAGGAGAACAGGACGGCUACGACACCGCUAAAAUCCAGGUGAUCAAGGACACCGUCGUCUCCUCCGACAAGCUCCCCGAGCUCAUUGCCCUCCACCACAAGGUCUACACCAAGGCAUCGAAGUGGAUCACCUCCUUAACGCCCAAAGUCCUGGCCGAAGUCGAACGGCUCAUCGGCAAAAUGCCGCGGGUUGAGAAAAACUGGCUCAGUCUCCCAGACGGGCCGUCCUGGACGUGGUGGUUGAUGCCUAUCCUCCCUCUUAGUUCGCAAUUACAAGUCGUUUUCCUGAGCACGACCAACCUGGAGAAGCGUCUGCGUGCCAUCGACAAGAUGCUCGAAAGGAUGGAAAUCCGGAUGAAGUCUCUGGAGCGCAACACUUGUCCCUUGUCCGAAGAUGCAAGCGAUUCAUGCGAUUCAGAGCGAACGAUCGAAAUCCCUCUAAAUAACUAACUAACUAAAAAAUCAAUUGGCUGUGGCUUGGUCCAAAUGUGAUCGGGGAACGGAUGGAAAAAUAUACAGAAAAAUUCCCUAUUGACCUAAUGUACAAUCAUUUUUACGUAGGAAAUUUUUUGAAUAUUUACUGUAGAUUGGUAGGACAAAUUCUGAUUAUUGAAUGGUUUACGAAAUGAUAUUUGUGAUAUGUUUCAUAAGCGACCAAAAAUUUAUUAUUUAUUUUUAUAUCGUAUGAUUUUCUAAGGUUUUUUAUUGGUUUUCCUACUGAACUACACUGUCUCGGAGUUAUUUUUUAAUUCUUUUACAUUGUUUCGUGCUAGGAGUAAUGUGUCUAGGUUUUAAUCGCAUUAUCGUAAUUUAUUUCUGUUUAGCUAAGGAAUAUGCUUGAUAAUAUUUAUUUCAUAAUUUUAUAAUUGUUGUAAUUUAAUGACUAUUUUAAACGAUAAACCAAUGAAGUUUUUAAAUAUUUAUUUUGUCAAUGUGAUAUUACAUUAUUAUUUAUUAUACUUUCCCAAACUAUUUUACGGAAUAAAUAAAUUUGAAAUCAGA
This is a messenger RNA of Tribolium castaneum (red flour beetle), 2364 nucleotides long. RefSeq lists its product as uncharacterized. The coding region runs from base 139 to 1812 and encodes 557 amino acids. The transcript is spliced from 6 exons. Lineage: Eukaryota; Metazoa; Arthropoda; Insecta; Coleoptera; Tenebrionidae. The record is from RefSeq and is a predicted model, not a curated record.